Molecule: messenger RNA, 1590 nt
Organism: Talaromyces rugulosus
Lineage: Eukaryota; Fungi; Ascomycota; Eurotiomycetes; Eurotiales; Trichocomaceae
Exons: 8
Coding region: 1-1590 (529 amino acids)
Biological process (GO): protein folding
Cellular component (GO): chaperonin-containing T-complex; cytosol
Molecular function (GO): ATP binding; ATP-dependent protein folding chaperone; ATP hydrolysis activity
Source: RefSeq, a predicted model, not a curated record
AUGGCCUCCUCGAACAAUCCAACCCAGAUUUUUGCCGACGAUGUGAUCGAGGAAAAGGGCGAAAACGCCCGGCUCUCCGCCUUUGUCGGCGCCAUUGCUGUGGGAGACUUGGUCAAGUCAACGCUGGGCCCGAAGGGAAUGGACAAGAUAUUGCAAUCUGCCUCUACUGGCGAAAUUCUAGUCACAAACGAUGGAGCCACCAUCCUCAAAGCGAUCGCACUCGACAAUGCCGCAGCCAAGGUUCUAGUCAACAUUUCCAAGGUUCAAGACGACGAGGUCGGAGAUGGCACCACAUCCGUCGCCGUGCUGGCCGCCGAGCUGCUGCGACAAGCCGAAAUUCUCGUUAACAAGAAGAUCCACCCCCAAACUAUCAUCGACGGGUACCGGAUAGCCAGCAAAGCUGCCCUGGAGGCGCUCGAGAAGUCCGCCGUCGACCGCAGUGACGAUGCCGUUGCCUUCCGCAAGGACUUGCACGCCAUUGCCCGCACCACCCUGAGCUCCAAGGUUCUCGCCCAGGACCGCGAGCACUUUGCGACCCUAGCGUGCGAUGCUGUGCUCAGACUCAAGGGUUCCACCGAUCUCAGUCAUAUCCAGGUCAUCAAGAAGGCCGGCGGCAAGUUGUCCGAGUCGUACCUGGACGAGGGCUUUAUUCUCGAUAAGAAGUUUGGCGUCAACCAACCGAAGCGAUUGGAGAAUGCAAAGAUUAUGGUGGCAAACACGGCGAUGGACACGGAUAAAAUCAAGAUCUUUGGAGCACGUGUCAAGGUUGAUGGCACCGGCAAGCUGGCCGAGUUGGAGAAAGCUGAGCGGGAGAAGAUGCGCGCCAAGGUCGAUAGAAUCAAGGCCCAUGGAAUCAACUGCUUUGUCAACCGACAACUUAUCUACAACUGGCCAGAGCAGCUUUUCAGCGAGUCUGGAAUUGCCAGCAUCGAACACGCAGACUUUGAUGGUGUCGAGCGACUGGCUCUUGUCACAGGGGCGGAGAUUGCUUCGACGUUCGACAACCCCGACCAAGUGCAGCUUGGUCACGCGGAUGUGAUUGAGGAAGUUAUCAUCGGAGAGGACACUCUUCUCCGUUUCUCCGGAGUCACCAAGGGCGAGGCUUGCACUAUCGUUCUCCGAGGCUCUACAGAACAGCUUCUGGACGAGGCCGAGCGAUCUCUCCACGACGCUCUCGCCGUCCUGUCACAAACAGUCAAGGAGCCCAAGGUCACUCUUGGUGGUGGAUGUGCCGAGAUGACCAUGAGCUUGGCUGUCGAGCAAGCCGCACAGAACACCACUGGCAAGAAACAACUGGCCGUCGACGCAUUCGCCCUCGCUCUCCGCCAACUCCCCACGAUCCUCGCAGACAACGCCGGUCUCGACAGCUCAGAUCUCGUUGCCCGCCUCCGCCAGGCCAUCAACAAGGGCAUGAGCAACUCUGGUCUCGACUUGUUCAAUAAUAAGAUUGGCAACAUGGCCGAACUCGGUGUUGUCGAGGCGUACAAGCUGAAACGCGCUGUGGUCAGCUCUGCCUCUGAGGCCGCAGAGCUCCUGCUGCGCGUCGACAAUAUCAUUCGCUCCGCUCCCCGGCGGCGUGAGCGGAUGUAG